AUGGCCCCUACUCCCCAAGACCAACCUGCGCAGGGGGUGCGCUUCGCCGAUGUCCACCAGGAAAUCGAACCCGAAGCUGCCCUGCAGCACGUCUCCACGUUGACGGGCAGCUCUGAAAAGGAUACCAAGCAACCUCUGAGUCCUGAGGCCGAACAGGAGCUCCGCAAUCUGUCUCACACCAUACAGGCAUCUCGAUGUCAAGCUAAGCGCAUGGAGAACUUCUCGUUUGAGCCCGUCUCACUCCCAGCCUCAAGGGCACCCUCUCCAUCGCCAGCGUCGCGCACCCCCUCUGGGCAUUCUGCUCUCCGAGGCUCAAUCGGUUCACGUCCAUCACCACCAGCCUCCGCCAUGCAUUCACCACCGCUGACCCCAGCAGGCACCUCUUCACACGAUGGAAAGGGCGGCUCUGCUGGAGAUCAGAAGAGGGGACGUUCCGACCCAGCCAUGAUGACUCCACAAAUCUCACCUCCUCAUGAACCCCCACCGACCUCCAUGGAUACCGUACACAGUGGCAGCAGACCUCAAUCCGUCGUCGUCGACCGUUCUCCCAAAGAAUCUCCGCAACCCUCACCACGGCACACCUCUGAGUCGGAUAUGCAAGGUGUUAUCGGUGCACAUCCAAGGCAUCCCCCAUCGUUUUCUGUUGGACCUGCAGGCGACUCACUACCGCCAUCCAGAGAUGUAAGUCCUUCCGGAUCGACCGGAGUGCGAACGCCAGGACAGUAUGCAUCAGGAACAACGACCCCAACGUACAGCCGACCAUUCACGCCAUCCGGUGACAAAGACGACCCAUAUUCUCGAUCUAAACGGCCUCCCCAGCCUAAAAAUCUCGAUGCACUAGACGCCAGAUUCAUCUUCGGUGGUCGUGAUCAUAGGCGACAUUUCGGAAACUCGUCGAACAUGUCUCUUCCUCGCUCUAAGGGAACCAGCUCAGAGACAUCUUCAAUGAAAGACGAGAAGAGGGCGGCUUUAGCUGCGGCGGGUAAAAAUCAAAGUGGUUCAGGGGAUGACAGUGAUGUGCGUACCGGGAUUGGAAAGCAGCAUCAUCACGGAUCCAUGUCGGAAUUAAAGCGAUUUUUCAAGAUUGGCGGAAAACACAAAGAUAGCCACAAACACAAGGAGAAGAGGACGUCGUCCCCUGCACCUUCUAUCUUGGGAGGCAAGUCAAAGAAGUCUGGCGCAAUGACUCCACCGCUUACGCAGGGGUCUGUGAGCGUUCCAUUUGCCGACGACCACGGUCUGGAAAACAAGUAUGGCAAAUUCGGAAAAGUGCUGGGUUCCGGUGCAGGUGGUUCUGUUCGUCUUAUGAAGCGGAGCAGUGAUGGUGUGACCUUUGCUGUGAAGCAAUUCAGAGCUCGUCAUUCGUACGAGACUGAACGUGACUACAACAAGAAGGUUACAGCGGAAUUCUGCAUUGGCAGUACGCUUCAUCAUGGCAACAUCAUUGAGACAAUGGAUCUCGUAAGUGAGAAGGGCAACUUCUACGUUGUCAUGGAGUACGCGCCAUUCGACCUGUUUGCAAUAGUAAUGACAGGGAAAAUGAGCCGAGAAGAGAUCAGUUGUUGUACUCUUCAAAUCCUCAGUGGUGUGAAUUACCUUCACAGCAUGGGCUUGGCGCACAGAGAUCUAAAGCUCGACAACGUGGUGGUGAACGAGCACGGAAUCAUGAAGAUCAUCGAUUUCGGUAGUGCUACGGUGUUCCGUUAUCCGUUUGAGAACGAGAUUGUUCUCGCAAGUGGCAUUGUUGGUUCAGACCCAUAUCUAGCCCCAGAGGUGUACGACUUGUCUAAAUAUGACCCGCAGCCUACGGAUGUGUGGUCGCUUGCAAUUAUCUUCUGUUGUAUGACAUUACGAAGGUUUCCUUGGAAAGCACCACGUGUGUCGGAUAACUCGUACAAGCUCUUCAUCUCUCCUCCGAACGAUGGCCCGAAGUCGAUAACGGGCGUUCAUCCGGAAGUGCACUCGGAACCAGCAUCUCGAUUACCAUCCGAAUCAGCCACGAGCCAUCAUCAGAAUCGCAAAGAGACUGCCCGUUCCGAUGCUGGAUCCGACAAACGCCCUACGAGUGGAUCCGGGGCGACUGCAGAGAAGCAGCAACCUCAAGUGAUCAAGGGCCCGUGGCGAUUGCUACGCCUAUUGCCUAGGGAGAGCAGACACAUCAUUGGCAGAAUGCUGGAACUCGAUCCCAAGAAGCGUGCCACUUUGGAGGAGAUCUUGCAAGACAAGUGGGUGACCGGCAGCCAGAUCUGCUCCCAAGAGGAGGGUGGGAAGAUCCACAGGGCCGAAAACCACGAACAUACGCUCGAGCCCGGCGCAGGAGCCGCGCCUGCUCCUGCUACGAAGAAGUAG
Molecule: messenger RNA, 2349 nt
Organism: Aaosphaeria arxii CBS 175.79
Lineage: Eukaryota; Fungi; Ascomycota; Dothideomycetes; Pleosporales
Product: kinase-like protein
Exons: 3
Coding region: 1-2349 (782 amino acids)
Biological process (GO): protein phosphorylation; intracellular signal transduction
Molecular function (GO): protein serine/threonine kinase activity; ATP binding
Source: RefSeq, a predicted model, not a curated record